CUCCUGCCAGUAGCUCCUAAACAAAUACUUUAUUCGUUUAUUAUCAACUCCUGGACCCACUAUAUUGGAAAGUGGGGUUCGUAGUUAGCAAGCACUUGGGGCGCGUGACCAAUCACAGUGGCGGGGGCAAACCCGGAGGUGGGCCGUGGGUGGAAUAAGUUAAAACGGACUGUUUUGGCGGGAAGUACAAAUCCAAGGAAAUACAGCUGGAAUAGGUGCAGAUUCUGGAAGAUCUAUAAAGCUUUCAGUGCAGGCUAUUGUGUGUAGCUGCUCUAUAGGAGUCCACAACUCAAUACAAAGGGUAGAAAAAUUAGCAUAAUGGGUCCCCUUUAACAGCGUCAUGCUAGGUUAGCCUAUUAGCUGAAAAAAUGAUCAAACUUACAGCUCCCUUAGUUGACUAAGCUUUAUUUUAAGACGUGUAGGGAAGCCUUUUUUUGGGGGGGGGGGCAUUUUAAUUCAUCUAAGAUGAAGAAAUUAGUAGGUGACCACCUGUGAUGGACACGCAUGUUUUUGCCGUCCAGUGAAAACUAAACAACUUGAUUGUAACUGUACGCCUUGUGUACACACACACACACACACACACACACAAUGUAGCAGAGACCUCCUACAGUCCCACACAGACCCACACACGCCCCUAAAGCUCACACACAACAAACCAGCCCUGAGCGCCACUGUGAGCUAGUGUAUGAUGUGUACACCACGUUAAGAGUGAGAAGAAGCAGAGCCAGUGGACAAACAGUGAUGUGCAGAAUGAAGAUGAUGAUGAUGAUGAUGAUGAUAUUUAUUGCAGCAGCUGUCGGGGACAAGAUGGACGGGAUGCCUGCAAGUUUGUCCAAACGAGCCCUUUGCUUGUGUUACUACUUCCCUGUGGGAGUGAAGGAUAUUCCCAGGAACAUUUCCUCCAACGCUCAAUACGUCCCAAAACCCUGGAGAUAUGUUAGCAUGGGCCGUCUUGCUCCAUGUUUUGGAAGGUGAAAGGUGCUGCCGUGCACUUUGGACAGCCAACCAGGAGGCGGGCCCGACGUGUAAAAAGUCGUUAGACGUUAAGAAGAUCCAUAUGCAUUAGCAGCCUCACAACAAGGAUGAGGACACACUUCAUGGCAGGAGUACUCCCAGCUGGUGAUGUGUGUGUUCCCUCCAAGGCCAAGGCUCCAUGCAGGGAGAUGAAGCAGACCAAAAUUCCAGUCAUCCCUCACGGUGCCUUCACUGACCUGCAGCAGCUCAGGAAGCUGACCAUCCUCAACAACGACGUCCUGAGGACCAUCGCUUCCUCGGCUUUCUCCGGCCUCCCUCUGGUGGCCGACAUAUUCAUCUCGGGAAACGUUGCGCUGGAGACCAUCGGAGCGUUUGCAUUCUCCGACCUGCCCGAACUCCGGGAGAUAACCAUCGCAAAGUCCAAACACCUGACACACAUUGACAGGGAUGCGUUUAAGGACAUUGUCAACCUGCAGCGCCUGAUCAUCUCCAACACAGGACUUGCCACGUUCCCAGACUUGUCAAAGAUCCACUCGGCCGCCGACUGCACACUACUCGACCUGCACGACAACAGGCACAUACAGGAAGUGCCCGCCAACGCCUUCAAUGGCCUCUGCAGGCGUACCAUCAGAGACAUACGGCUCACCAGAAAUGGCAUCCAGGAGGUGGCGAGAGACGCCUUCAACGGCACCAAGAUGCACAGAUUGUCUCUGAAAGGCAACAGACAACUUGCUCACAUCCAUCCAAACGCCUUUGCGGGUUCCAGUGAGUUGGUUGUACUCGACGUCUCCCACACGGCGCUCAGCUCCCUGCCCGAUGCCGUCCUGGUCGGACUCCAGUGGCUCAUUGCUGAGUCGGCGGUCCACCUGAAGAAGCUUCCCCCACGACGGGCCUUCGCCAAGCUGAACCUUGCCCAGGUCACAUACCCGUCACACUGCUGCGUCUUCCUCGACUUGUACAGUAACAGUUCCAGGUGGGACCCCCUUUGCUCUCUCCCCAAAGCCCGAGAUGACGGCCCCCUCAAGGACCACUGCUCCAGCUUCAACUCCACCUGCAGCCCCAUGCCGGACGCCUUCAACCCCUGCGAGGACAUCAUGGCCGCCGUCCCCCUGAGGGCCCUCAUCUGGAUCGUCUCUGUCCUCACGCUGCUGGGGAACGUGGCCGUACUCCUCGUAUUGUUAGGCAGCCGCUCCAAACUGACGGUGCCACGCUUCCUCAUGUGCCACCUAGCGUUCGCUGACCUGUGCAUGGGCGUCUACCUGGUGGUCAUAGCGACGGUGGACACGCUGACACGGGGCCAUUACUACAACCACGCCAUCGACUGGCAGACGGGCCUGGGCUGCGGCGCCGCCGGCUUCUUCACCGUGUUCGCCAGCGAGCUGUCCGUGUUCACGCUGACGGCCAUCACGUUGGAGCGCUGGCACACCAUCACGCACGCCCUACGGCUGGACCGCAAGGUCCGUCUGAGGCACGCCUGCGUGGUCAUGGCGGCCGGCUGGAUCUUUUCCUGCCUGGCAGCGCUGCUUCCCGUGCUGGGGGUUAGCAGCUACAGCAAGGUGAGCAUCUGCCUUCCGAUGGACGUGGAGUCGGUGGCGUCUCAGGUGUACGUGGUGUCGCUGCUCCUCCUCAACAUCCUGGCGUUCGUGUGCGUGUGCGGCUGCUACCUCAGCAUCUACCUGACCGUCCGCAACCCGUCGGCGGCGCCGGCCCGUGCCGACACCCACGUGGCCCAGCGCAUGGCCGUGCUCAUCUUCACCGACUUCCUGUGCAUGGCGCCCAUCUCCUUCUUCGCCGUGUCGGCGGCGCUCAAGCUGCCUCUCAUCACCGUGUCGGACGCCAAGCUGCUGCUGGUUCUCUUCUACCCCAUCAACUCCUGCUCCAACCCCUUCCUGUACGCCUUCUUCACGCGCACCUUCCGCCGCGACUUCUUCCUGCUUGCUGCUCGCUUCGGCCUCUUCAGGACGCGCGCGCAGAUCUACCGCACGGAGAGCUCGUCCUGCCAGCAGCCGGCGUGGACGUGCCCCAAGAGCAGCCCCGUCAUCGCGUACGCGCUGGUCAACAACGCCGCCGCCGUGGGCGGGAACCAGCAGAGAUGACACGCGGACCCGCCUACCUUUGCUAUGAGAGCCUCGUCCUUACGCAGCCUGUCAGCUCGUUUCCUCAAUUGGCCAAAAGUAUCCAGUAGUCACAAAUCACGUGACCCCAGGGCGCCCUCCUGUGUCGACCUCCAUGUUUCUUUCAAGAGGGAAUGCACCCUUUUCAUCCAUGUUACAGGGAAUUGCUCUUCCAGAAGUAUUCAUGUUUAUUAGGAACGGAUUGACGUUUUGGGUAUUUGUUGCUGCUACUCGCUAACCUUGCUGUCAUCCACUCGUAUUGAAAUAUACUCAUUGUUACUACUUUGUUACGUACAUAAAGCAACGGGAUUGUGUACAGGGGGAUACAUUGUGCUUGUGUGCGGCCAUGUGUUUGUAUUCAUUACUCAAUGUUGCCUUUGUUCUCUUAUUCCUGCAUUUAGAAAAUGUAUUUUUUUUUUACAAGCCGUGUUUGCCUGGUGAGUGUAUGCGAGUCAUAACAAACUCAUACACACACACACACACACACACAGAGUUAAGCUGUCGUUAUCUUGAAGCAAAGCUAUCCUUCACAGCCUCACAGGAGGCGUUCAAGGACAAAGUGACCCUAGCAGCCCUCGCUCAGCCUCAUGUGCCUCAUGCUGGAACACAGCUGCCUAGAGGGGAAUUGAUACGGUGCCCACACACCUGUGGACCACAGUGAUGGUCAAGGCUGCAGCUGCAGGAACAAACACGCUGUACUCCGCCUUCCCCACUUAUACAGUAUAUAUAUUUGUUUUCUCACCCCCUCCCUUUGGAACUCUUACACUGCUGACCUUACCUCCUUCUCAGUAACUUUCAAAAAACUCUUUGAAACUUAGUAAUACUUUCAUCACUUAAUCACUUUACAAUCUUAGUAGCUUCUAUUGUGUACGAACUUUUAACUAGUUGUCCUGAACUCUUGUCUUCUGCUGUUAUUUUGUUUCAUAUUUCAUAUUUUUUGCAUCUUUGACUUUUUGAAAAGCGCUCUAUAAAAAAUAUGUUAUUAUUUUCAUGUUUUUAACCCUACCCAUAGCUCCAAUAUACAUCAUACAGUCGUUCUUAGUUAUGCGACUUUCAAUAUUGUACAUUAGUGCCAUCUGGUGGCCGUUUCAUUCAUUUUAAUAUAUUAAUAUAUCUGAUCAACUCGGUUUGUUUACGUUUAUCAUUUAUAUCGGUAUAAGUUUGUUUCAGGCUGAACUUAAAUUGAGUGAGACGUCUCGCUUUACCCCAGAGCAUUUGUCUCACUUCAUCCCACAUCCACCUUUCUGGAAAAAAACACAGUUGCUACCAUUUCCGGCUAAUCUUCAACUAGCAUCAACCACAGAUAGUUAUGUUAUGGUAGUUCAUGGACAUGGAUGAUAUCAGUUGUUUUACCUCAAUCAGUUUGCUUUGACAUCAUUUUAGAUUAAGUUGACAGGAAGAAUGUUUUUUUACAUGCAAAAAAAUGAUUUUUUGUUUUUGUUCCAUUGCCCCGAAACAGGGGGUGUCUCACAUUACCACACCUUCCCCUAUGUGUAAAACCACUUCCUGUUUUGAAUGGCGUCACCGUUUUCAUUUUGACAUAUCGAAAUGCAGCAAAGUAACCUGAUAGGCACCCUCAAGUGGACAAGCAGUGUAAUUACAGGUGGCGGAUGUUACGAGCGGUUCGUCUAUGCAAUUUCCCCACGCUGCCUUCAUGUGAAACCUAGAGAUGUGACGUUCGCAAACGACUCGAAUAUUUUGAAUAGCUAUUUAAAGGAACGAUGAGAACCAAGUCCCGGAUGCACAAAGAACGACUCAUUCAUACAUGCAAAUUGCUCAUCCGUCAAACUGUUUUCGAGUUGCUCACCUUGCCUUUAGGUGAACAAGUAACAUCUCUGAGUUUGAUGUGUUCAUCGAUGCGAACAAAGCGACACCGUAUAUGUACAACUAACCUUGGGGAGGAAAUAACGUCCACGCCGGUUAGCGCGUUUUGUGGUUAACAACCAGAAAAAUUGUGCCAAAAUGUUGCCUAAGCCCGGUUUGUUUAUGCCGCCAUCUUGGAUCAUGUGGCCAUGAUUAAAUCUCAUGAUGCUUUCUUGGACUGUACCAAGACAAGAGUGCAAGAAUUUUGCAGCUUAAAGAGAAGUUAUUUCAGAGGUAGUAUGUAAAUGUAACGGGAGGGGCUCUGUCAUUGCAUUACAUUCUAUUAUUCUAUUAUAUACAUUCUAGCAACCCGGUGUGCAUUGAGGGUUAGAGUCAGUUGAGUCGGACUGUCUGGAACAGAUUAAUCACGACAACGAGCUAGUGUUUUGAACGGU
Messenger RNA from Doryrhamphus excisus (bluestripe pipefish), 5347 nucleotides. The record is from RefSeq and is a predicted model, not a curated record. Lineage: Eukaryota; Metazoa; Chordata; Actinopteri; Syngnathiformes; Syngnathidae.